AAUCUCAACAUAGGCACACUAAUACACGAUCAUCAUAAAUUGACCAUUUUGUCCCUCGUGGUAGGCCGUAGCCAUACCAGUGCCAGGAGAGAAAGACGCAGCAGAGACAGUGAGAAGAGAGAGAUUCUCAUCUGAAGGUUGAAGCUUUCCUGUCAGUUCCUGUUUGGUGGCCUGUCCCUUGUGACCUAAAUGCUAAAUCCCCUCCCUUAAUCUCUCUCUCUCUCUCUCUCUCCCUCUCCCUCUCUCUCUCUCUCAUUUCUUGCUGCGUAACUCUUUCAUCGGUCUCCGAUCCCAAAGCAUAACAAAAAGAAGACGAUGCCGGGUCUUGUCUCGGUCAAGACGCCACCCGAGGCAACCCCUCUCCGCAUCUCCGUUCCCGAGAUCGAACCCCAGUCCCAGCCUCAGCCACAGCCUCAGUUUCAGUCUCAACCACGACCCGAACCAGCUGUUCCCAAAACGCCAAACAAGAAGCCUCCUUCUUCAUCCCCUUCUCGAUCUAAACCUUCUCCGACCCGCUCCGCUAAGAAGCCCCCGCCCGACUCCCCCAACCCGCUCCUGCUCUCUGACGCCUCCCUUGACAACCCGGAUCUCGGUCCUUUCCUUCUCAAGGUCGCCCGUGAUACCAUUGCGUCCGGGGAGGGUCCUGGUAAGGCUCUAGAUUACGCAAUUCGUGCGUCUAAGUCGUUUGAGCGAUGUGCCGUCGAUGGGGAACCGAGUUUGGAUCUCGUUAUGAGCCUGCACGUGCUGGCUGCUAUUUAUUGCAGUCUAGGGAGGUUCGACGAGGCAGUGCCCGCUCUCGAGAGGGCCAUUAAGGUGCCGGAUUUGUCUAAAGGGAUGGAUCACGCGCUUGCUGCGUUUUCUGGGUAUAUGCAGUUGGGGGAUACCUAUUCGAUGCUUGGACAGGUCGAUAAGUCCAUUGCCGCUUAUGAGGAUGGACUUAAGAUUCAGAUCGAGGCUUUGGGAGAGACCGAUCCCAGAGUUGGGGAGACUUGCAGGUAUUUAGCUGAGGCCAAUGUUCAAGCCAUGAACUUUGAUAAAGCAGAAGAAUUGUGCAAGAAAACUCUUGAAAUUCAUCGUGCUCAUAGUGAACCAGCAUCAAUUGAAGAGGCAGCUGACCGUCGACUGAUGGCCCUCAUAUGUGAGGCAAAGGGAGAUUAUGAAUCAGCUCUCGAGCACCUAGUUCUUGCCAGUAUGGCAAUGAUUGCAAAUGGACAAGAGAAUGAAGUUGCUGCUAUUGAUGUCAGCAUUGGAAACAUUUACAUGUCUCUGUGCCGCUUUGACGAGGCCAUAUUCUCUUACCAAAAGGCACUUACUGUCUUCAAGUCAUCAAAGGGUGACAACCACCCUUCAGUUGCCUCUGUCUUUGUGCGCCUUGCAGACUUAUAUAACAGGACAGGAAAGCUCAGAGAAUCAAAGUCUUAUUGUGAAAAUGCUCUGAGGAUAUACGCAAAACCUGUUCCUGGAACCACACCGGAAGAGAUUGCUAGUGGACUGACUGAGAUUUCAGCCAUUUAUGAGUCUGUGGAUGAACCUGAGGAGGCAUUGAAGCUCUUGCAGAAGGCCAUGAAAUUGUUGGAGGAUAAACCAGGACAGCAAAGCACUAUUGCGGGAAUAGAAGCACGAAUGGGGGUGAUGUUUUACAUGGUUGGGAGAUAUGAAGAAGCAAGAAACUCUUUUGAGAGUGCUGUAGCAAAACUUAGAGCCAGUGGGGAGAGGAAGUCGGCCUUCUUUGGUGUUGUCCUGAACCAGAUGGGAUUGGCUUGUGUACAGCUGUUCAAGAUAGAUGAGGCUGCUGAGUUGUUUGAAGAAGCAAGGGGGAUACUGGAGCAGGAGUGUGGUCCUUGUAAUCAAGAUACUCUUGGAGUAUAUAGCAAUCUUGCGGCAACCUAUGAUGCUAUGGGGAGGGUUGACGAUGCGAUUGAGAACUUGGAAUAUGUUCUUAAACUAAGAGAGGAAAAGCUUGGGAUUGCAAAUCCUGAUUUCGAAGAUGAGAAGAAUAGGCUAGCUGAGCUUCUGAAAGAAGCAGGCAGGGCUCGCAACAAAAAGGCAAAAUCACUGGAAAAUCUUAUAGAUAAGAACUCAAGGAGGACCAAGAAAGAUUCAACAAAGAGGUGGCCUGGCCUGGGUUUUAGAAUUUGAGCAAGUAUUAAUUUCUCAUAUUUAUCUCCACGUGCACAUUCUGUAACAUAGAAGGUCAUGUAUAGUGUCAAUGUUGUAAUCUGGUGCGUUUUGCUGUUUCUUGAGCUUUGAAGUCCUGAUUUGUUUGCCACAUUUAAUUGUUUUUAUUGUCUGUCUGUGUUGGGACAUAAAAGUUGUUCACCGAGAAGAAGAAUGUUCAAUUGAGCAAAUAAAUUUUGAAGAUAUCCUUUUUUUUUAA
Messenger RNA from Hevea brasiliensis (rubber tree), 2377 nucleotides. Its product is annotated as protein KINESIN LIGHT CHAIN-RELATED 1. The transcript has 3 exons. Lineage: Eukaryota; Viridiplantae; Streptophyta; Magnoliopsida; Malpighiales; Euphorbiaceae. The coding region runs from base 316 to 2139 and encodes 607 amino acids. Gene Ontology annotation, molecular function: protein binding. The record is from RefSeq and is a predicted model, not a curated record.